Messenger RNA from Pollicipes pollicipes, 2074 nucleotides. RefSeq names its product tubulin tyrosine ligase-like 15 (gene TTLL15). Bases 532 to 1950 code for a protein of 472 amino acids. Gene Ontology annotation, biological process: protein modification process. The transcript is spliced from 12 exons. Lineage: Eukaryota; Metazoa; Arthropoda; Thecostraca; Pollicipedomorpha; Pollicipedidae. The record is from RefSeq and is a predicted model, not a curated record.
GUUCAAUUGCCUUGGGUUUAUCCAGGCGUAUCAGGGUUAUCAGGCAUAUCAGGCUGCAUGGUCUUGGGUCAAUCUACGUUAUGCGCCGACGACUAUGUUAGGCCGCGCUGGGGAAGCUUGUUAACAUGUUUGCAAAUACACCUCGCUCCACCGUUCAGCGAGUCUUUCAAAGCAAUUUAGAAAUUGCUGUGCUUAAAACACCAGUCGCGACUUGCGACCUUAGUCGAGGUCGAGGCCGCGUGACGGGCGUGAGUAGAACGUCAUGCAUGAAUUGUGUUGCCACAAAUGACAGUCUAAGUAGGGCAGUUUUGUACUUUCACCUAAACUUGACCCAGUGAAGGCUGCUGCAGAUGAUGGAACAAGACCAGUAACAAGGAUAUCAUGCAAUAAUUGUUUACCUUCAUUUUUCAAACACAGGUUAAAUGGCAAAGUCAAGGCGCUGGUCGUACCGGUAUCCCCCCGGCUGGUGGAACCAGUACCCACCGGCGGUGUACGUCUGCUUGGCGGUGCUGCUGUCGGCCUGCGGCGCUGAUGACGCUCACUGUGUGCGAGCUGCACCGCAUGCAGCGUGAGAGCCAGUACCCGCCGGUGGGGGACGCUGCGCGCGCCGAGGCCGGAGACGUGCGCCGCGUCUGGGUGGCCGGCAACAACGUCGACUCUGGAUACCUGACUCACGUGCUGAACGUAUUCAGUAGACUGGGGUAUGUCCGGAGCACAGAGCAGAGCUUUGACGUGCUCUGGUCACACCCAUAUCCUUUCAGCACGUACAAUGCCACCCUCAUGGGACUGAAGAAUAACCAAAAGGUUAAUCAUUUCCCUGGGUCCGGAUUUAUCACAUCCAAGGUUGAGCUGUCAACAAGUGGAAUCAAGCACAUCCCUACUGCAUUCAAAAUGCCGAAGGAACGGGAACAGCUUCUGGAAUACGCCAAGAACAACCCGGAUACGUUGUUCGUGCAGAAAUCCAACAGCCACCGCGACAUCAAGAUCAAGAGCCUGGACGGCAGCGAUCUGGAGUCCAACAGCACCUUCUUCCAGGAGUACAUCGGCAACCCGCUGCUGAUCGACGGCCACAAAUUCGACAUCGGCAUCUACACAGUGAUGACGUCACUGGACCCGCUGCGAGUGUAUAUCUACUGGGGCGACGUGCUGCUCAGGUUCUGCGCCGAGAAGUACCACCCGUUCGACUCGGCCGUGCUCGACAAGUACGUGGUGGGCGACAACUACCUGCCGGUGUGGAAGGUGCCCUCGUUGGGCCGCUACCACAGCCAGCUGCAGCUCGGCCACCGCGAGUCGCUCAACGCCUUCCUCCGCUCGCAGGGGAAGGACCCGCAGAAGAUCUGGGACCAGAUCGAGGAGUCGAUCCGCUCCGUCUACUUCGUCAAGGAGGCAGCCAUGGUUCGCUCGGCGAAGCGGUUCGCCAGUACGCGUCAGUUUUUCGAGAUGGUGCGCUUCGACUUCGUCGUGGACGACCAGCUGAAUGUUUACCUCAUGGAGGCCAAUAUGUCGCCGAACCUUUCGUCGGCCCACUUCAAGCAGAACACGCCGCUGUACGAGCAAGUGGUGUACAACCUGCUGUGUCUGGUGGGGCUGGCCUCCCGGCUGCGUACCGAGCUAGCCGGCGUGCACACGGGUCCGGUGGCUGAGAUGCAGGCGGCCGACAAGGACUUGGCGGUGUAUGGUCUGGAGUGCGGCUCCUCCGCCUGUCUGGGGUCGUGUUCAGGCAUCUGCCGUGUCUGCCUGCCCUGCCUCUCGCGACCCCAGAAGGCGGUGCUGCGUCAGGCGCUGCUGGAGCACGUUAACCGCAACCUCUGCCGACGCAUCCUGCCGGCGCAAACGACGCGGGAGGAAGCCAGUACCGGUCUCCAAGGCCUGCAGAAUCUCACCUCCUCCAAUCAGCUGAUGCACCUCUGGUUCCGCGGCAAGUGCCUGCUGGACGCCGCCUGGUGUUAGCGGGGACCGUUCCGGCGCCUCGCCGCCGGGGGUCGGCCGGGCCUGGUCCCGGACUCGGACCAGCGCUGCGGAUUGGUGCAGGAACCAGAGAACCUCGCUGCUCCGGCAGGCCGGGCUGGUUCAG